Molecule: messenger RNA, 945 nt
Organism: Acomys russatus (golden spiny mouse)
Lineage: Eukaryota; Metazoa; Chordata; Mammalia; Rodentia; Muridae
Product: olfactory receptor 5AL1-like
Exons: 1
Coding region: 1-945 (314 amino acids)
Biological process (GO): G protein-coupled receptor signaling pathway; sensory perception of smell
Cellular component (GO): membrane
Molecular function (GO): odorant binding; olfactory receptor activity; G protein-coupled receptor activity
Source: RefSeq, a predicted model, not a curated record
AUGGCCAAAGGCAACCACUCAACAGUGGCAGAGUUCAUCCUCUUGGGACUUACAGAAGAUCCUGAACUUGAGGCCAUUCUCUUCGUGAUCCUUCUAAUCAUCUACUUGUUUACUGUCAUGAGUAACCUGGGAUUGGUCCUGUUAAUCCAAGUCAGUCCGCAGCUUCAGUCCCCCAUGUAUUUUUUCCUCAGCCAUCUGGCCUUUGUUGAUUUUUGUUAUACUUCCUGUGUCACUCCAAAUGCUCUGGUGAACUUUCUGCGUGAGGUUAAAAGCAUAUCGCUUUACGGAUGUGCCGCUCAAGUGUGUUUCUUCACCACAUUUUCCGUGUGUGAAGUCUUCCUGCUGUCUGUGAUGGCUUAUGACAGAUAUGUGGCCAUCUGCAACCCUCUGCUCUACGUCGUUCUCAUGCCAAGGAGACUCUGCUUUCAAAUAGCCACUAUCACAUACGUUUAUGCACUUGUCACAGCACUUGUUCAAACAGUGACGACGUUCCUUUUGUCAUUCUGUGACUCCAACCUAGUGAACCAGUUCUUCUGUGAGGACAUUCCUCUUAUGGCCCUAGCUUGCUCCAGCACUCAGGUCAAGGAGCUGAUGCUGCUGAGCAUGGCUGGGUUCAACGUGUGCUGCUCUCUCCUCAUUGUCCUCAUCUCCUACCUUUUCAUCGUCUCUGCAAUCCUAAGGAAGCAUUCCGGGAAAGGGAGGCAAAAAGUCUUCUCCACCUGUGCUUCUCACUUGUCUUCUAUUGCCAUUUACUAUGGGACAAUCAUUUUUAUGUACUUGCAACCUGAAUCUAGCCAUUCCCUAAAUACAGACAAAUUUGCUGCUGUUUUCUAUGUAGUAGUGAUCCCGAUGCUAAACCCAUUAAUUUAUAGCUUACGGAAUAAAGAGGUUAAGAACGCAUUUAGGAGAAGUAUAGAAAAGAUUCCUCUUAAUAUUAGUAAAUGA